AGCUGGGUAUUCCUUUUUUUUAGUUCGUAAUCCAUAAUGUCCAAAUGGGAAGAUUUUAGACGGUGCCAAAAAAUUUCCUUGACAAUAAAAAAAAUGCUCCCGACUUCAGCACUUCACCAGGGAUACGGUGGAGAUCGAGCACAGAAGGAGCGUGUGGCCAUGGCGUUUUCCUCUCCUCUUCAGAUGGUGCUGGUUCUAAUCCUUGCCUUCUGCUCUACUUGGGGCUCUCUCGCCUACGAGCGUCCGAAGCCCAGAGAAACCCUCUCCGUCCCCCUCGCCGACGACGCCGAUGGACUCACUCCCCAACAAGUACAUGUAUCUAUUGUGGGGUCCGAGAAGAUAAGAGUGACAUGGAUCACUGAAGACGAUACCGAAUCCAAGGUGGAAUAUGGCACAUCCUCGGGGCAGCAUCCCUUCUCCGCCGCUGGCUCCUCUUCCACCUACUCCUUCCUCCUCUACCGCUCCGGCCAUAUCCAUGACGUCGUCAUUGGCCCCCUAAAUCCCAACACCGUCUACUACUACCGCUGCAGCUCCAAUCCCACUCGCGAGUUCUCCUUGAAGACUCCCCCUGCUAAUCUCCCCAUCAAUUUUGCCGUCAUUGGUGAUUUGGGUCAGACGGGGUGGACUGAAUCGACUCUCCGGCACCUGAGUGGAUGGAGUCAUGACAUGCUGCUCCUCCCCGGCGAUCUCUCCUAUGCCGACUACAUCCAACAAUCGUGGGACUCAUUUGGCCGGCUGGUGGAGCCACUGGCAAGCUCUCGUCCGUGGAUGGUGACCCAAGGCAACCAUGAAAUCGAGAAGUUCCCCUUCAUCAGAUCCUUCAAGGCCUACAAUGCUCGGUGGCGCAUGCCCUACGAUGUCAGCUCCUCCGACUCUAACCUCUACUACUCCUUCGACGUCGCCGGCGGCGCGGUCCAUGUCCUCAUGCUUGGCUCCUAUGCCGACUUUGGACCCGGCUCAUCCCAAUACAACUGGCUCCAAUCCGACCUGGGUAAAAUAGACCGGGCUCGGACUCCAUGGGUGGUGGCAUUGAUCCAUGCCCCGUGGUAUAACUCGAACGAGGAUCACCAAGGGGAAGGGGAGAAGAUGAGGCAGGCCAUGGAGGAGUUUCUGCAUGGGGCCCGAGUCGACAUCGUGUUCGCUGGGCACGUGCACGCCUACGAGCGAUUCACACGUGUGUAUGAUAAGAAGAAGGAUGACUGCGCGCCGGUGCAUAUAACUAUCGGGGAUGGCGGCAACAAGGAGGGGUUGGCCAAGGAUUACAUCGACCCCCAGCCCGAUAUAUCGUUGUUUAGAGAGGCAAGCUUUGGGCACGGGCGCUUGGAGGUGAGGAACGGGACCCAUGCACUGUGGACGUGGCACCGCAACGAUGAUGACGAGGCGGUCGUCGCCGACCAGGUCUGGUUGACCAGUCUCGCUUCCAACCCAGCUUGUAAAACCAAGAACUGAAAGAUGGCUCAGUACAAUGUGAUGGCAAGCUGUCAUACGUUACAUAUAUAUAUAUUUGUAUUGGACAUUUAAAUAAAUAUUUAUCUAUUUUAGCAUAGUAUUGCCCAAGUUGA
Messenger RNA from Phoenix dactylifera (date palm), 1562 nucleotides. The record is from RefSeq and is a predicted model, not a curated record. NCBI's taxonomy places the organism in Eukaryota, Viridiplantae, Streptophyta, Magnoliopsida, Arecales, Arecaceae.